Molecule: messenger RNA, 684 nt
Organism: Hemisphaericaspora subhashii
Lineage: Eukaryota; Fungi; Ascomycota; Pichiomycetes; Serinales; Debaryomycetaceae
Gene: NAT2
Product: Nat2p
Exons: 1
Coding region: 1-684 (227 amino acids)
Cellular component (GO): mitochondrion
Source: RefSeq, a predicted model, not a curated record
AUGUUCAAGUUCAACCCCUUGCGAACGUCCGCCUGGUCUCACAUAAGACCCUCCAGAAUAAUACACAACUACAAACCCCAACAAUUUUUCACUCGGUUUGCAUCUAGUUCCACCACCACUGGAACGAAACCAAAAGGAUUAAAAGCAUUAACAAAAGCCUACGGAUGGGCUGCAUUGGGUGUAUACCUCGGCCUUAGUGCUAUUGAUCUACCCAUCUGCUAUAUUGUCGUCCAUUCUAUGGGAAGCGAAAAGAUUGAAUAUUAUCAAAAUAAAUUAAAAUUAGCAUUUGGAUAUGGUGGAUUAGAAGAAGAGGAAUUCAAAGUACAACAAGAACUUAAACGAUUAGAACGUGACCUUGAAUCGGAGAAUGACCCAAAUGGGAAUGGGAAUGGAGGGAAGAAGGUGGAUUGGUUUAAAUAUAUCAUAAGUCAAUUCUCAUGGACUGAGUUUGCUAUUGCGUAUGGGAUUCAUAAAUCAUUUAUAUUCAUUAGAUUACCAAUCACGGCUGCGAUUACUCCUGGGAUUGUGAAGAUUUUGAGACGGUGGGGGUUUAAUAUUGGUGCAAAGGGGUUCCAAACCGUUUCAACUAAUCUUACUGCAAAUGCAAUGAAAGAUGUAACUGCUUCAUCGGCAAAGUUUGGUACUACCCCUACUGCAAAGAAGAAAUGGUGGUGGUUCUUCUAA